Messenger RNA from Cladophialophora carrionii CBS 160.54, 480 nucleotides. RefSeq lists its product as uncharacterized. NCBI's taxonomy places the organism in Eukaryota, Fungi, Ascomycota, Eurotiomycetes, Chaetothyriales, Herpotrichiellaceae. The coding region runs from base 1 to 480 and encodes 159 amino acids. The transcript has a single exon. The record is from RefSeq and is a predicted model, not a curated record. Gene Ontology annotation, molecular function: peroxiredoxin activity.
AUGUCUUCCGACCCAGCCAAGGCGACCUCGAGCGUCGACCCCUCCCUGCGGCCCCUGCACGAGGGUCUCUUUAACGCGGGUCUCGCGGUGCGUCGCGCCGUGGUGGGCGACGCGUACGUCGACCGCGCCCUCACAAACGGCAGCUCCGAGUUCUCGCGCCCGGGCCAGGAACUGGUGACGGAAUUCUGCUGGGGUUACGCGUGGACGCGGCCGGGCCUGUCGCGCAGGGACCGCAGCCUGCUGAACAUUGGCAUGUUGAUGGCCUUGAACAGGGCCCCGGAGCUGGCCGUCCACGUCAGAGGGGCCCGGCGCAACGGCUUGAGCGAGGAAGAGAUCAGAGAGGCCAUCCUGCAUGCCACGACGUACUGUGGCGUGCCUGCGGGAGUGGACGCCAUGAAGACGGCCGAGGCCGUGUUGAACGAUAUGGCCGAGAAGGGCGAGAUGGCGAGAGAGUUGGGCGCCAAGAGUAAGGAUGCAUGA